AUGUCUCUCCGAGGUUCAAUAAUCACCACAAAAAAUGCAAUUGUCACCUCUGAAAAAGCCCUUCUGUUAAAUCAUGGAAAAUACCUGCCACCCGUGAAUCUGGUAAAUGAAUAUCCUGAAGAGGAUGCCCUGAGAAUUUGUUACCGUAGGUUUGUUCGCUUGACUCCCUUGGUGUCACAACGUCAAAUGGUACGAACUACUUAUGUUCAUUACCUUCGCUAUAAGUUCAAGUCGGAGAACUACGCGAGAAAAGUGAGCGUUAGUGCAGUAUCGCUCCCAUCGCGCCAGCGCAAUAUUCUGGAUGAGGUAGAAAGAAGCCUCUUAUUCUGCGUAAAGGCAGUCUCGGAUGUGAAAAAGAAGGUUGAGAAUGAAGAGACGACCGCAAAAGAGAUUAGGAUUGCGAGAAGUGUUCUCAAAAAUAUCAUGACAAUGGAAUUUGAAAAAAUGGAGUUGAUUUCGAAAGAUCCCAAACAGAACCAUAAAAAGUUCCGCCAAUCGUUUUCAUACCUAUUGCCCAGCUCCAGAAGUUCACCGCUUGACUUGAGAUUCUCGUCUUUCAAGCACUUUGACGAAUGCCUAAUUUUGUUGAAUGAAACGCUCGGAACGCGUUUGUAA
Messenger RNA from Lachancea sp. 'fantastica', 615 nucleotides. Lineage: Eukaryota; Fungi; Ascomycota; Saccharomycetes; Saccharomycetales; Saccharomycetaceae. The record is from the annotation of a GenBank genome assembly.